This is a messenger RNA of Nematostella vectensis (starlet sea anemone), 3605 nucleotides long. RefSeq names its product glutamyl aminopeptidase. The transcript has 22 exons. Gene Ontology annotation, molecular function: metalloaminopeptidase activity; zinc ion binding; peptide binding. Gene Ontology annotation, cellular component: cytoplasm. The record is from RefSeq and is a predicted model, not a curated record. Gene Ontology annotation, biological process: proteolysis; peptide catabolic process. Bases 173 to 3133 code for a protein of 986 amino acids. NCBI's taxonomy places the organism in Eukaryota, Metazoa, Cnidaria, Anthozoa, Actiniaria, Edwardsiidae.
CUGUGUCGAAAGUGCCUGAGUCUAACAAAACAUCGUGUGAAAUCGCGUUGUGAUUGUGAAAAAGGUUCUUCUAAUUAUUCAUGCUUUACCGUUUCAAACAGUGGAAAUGUAAAAGAAGGAAGAAUUUUCUGGGAAAGGGUAUGGUAUAGUAUGAGCGACAAAAGUCGAGAAAAUGGGAGAAAGACAAGGAUUGUUUCUAGUUUUGCAGAAUAUGUCUGACGACUCGGAACAAGCUCCCCUGAGAACCUCGUCCCCGCCAUCUUCUCCCACUGAAGACUUUAAGGGACCAAGCUUUGGGGGUGUUUUUCUCAGCAAGAAGAAGAUCAUAGGUGUUGCAGUUGUUCUACUAGUUCUUGUGAUUCUGAUUAUUGUCCUGGGCGCGUUGCUAGGCCAUGCAAGAUCUAAAGAGGCAAGAGAAAGCAAGGGUGCAGGUCAGGGGGGUGAUGGCAAGGGCACGCCCAGUCCUACGCAGCCGUCCAGCCCCCUCCCUACCACCCCGGGUACGGAGGCUUGGUGGAAUGUGCGUCUUCCAAAGAACGUGGUCCCUGUGCAUUACAACGUGUACUUGAACAUCAUCCUGAAGGAGCUGCGCUUCACAGGAACAUCAGAGAUCCACUUGAACGUCACGCAAUCUACUGACCUCAUCUUGGUGCACUCUGCCAGAAUGAAUGUCACGUCAGGGUCUGUCAUGAACAAGGCUGGAGAUCAACAAGCUAUUAAAAAGAGAUUUUGGUUCGAGAAAAAUCAGUUCACUGUCUUGCAAAUGGAGACAGCUUUGGAGCCUGGUCCUUAUGUGGUCAUGCUUGGCUUCGAAGCGUUCCUAUCCGACCAGCUGAACGGCCUCUACAGGAGCCAAUACACACACAAAGAUGGCAAAAAUGUCACCAUUGCGACAACACAGUUUCAGCCGACAGACGCUCGCAAGGCGUUCCCUUGCUUGGACGAGCCCGCACUGAAAGCCACUUUUAACAUUACCAUAGAGCAUCGCCCCGACUUUAUCGCAAUCUCUAACAUGCCUAUCUGGAAAAAUGAGACACGGAAUGGAAGAACCGUGGACCAUUUUGAAAAGACCGUUGUAAUGCCAACGUACUUGUUAGCGAUGGUAGUGUGCGACUUCGGCGUCAAAGAGACUAAAUCAGCUAGGGGAGUGAUGAUGCGGUAUUAUGCCCCCCCUGAUAAAGUCGAACAGCUGAAUUACGCGGCCAGCAUCGGCAACAAGAUCUUGGAUGAUUUCGAGCACUACUAUAACAUCAGCUAUCCAUUACCCAAAGCAGACAUGAUCGCUAUCCCUGAUUUCGCCGCUGGCGCCAUGGAGAACUGGGGUCUAAUGACGUACCGCGAGACAGCUCUGCUGUGGAAAGAGGGCACCUCCUCGGAAAGCUAUAAGCAACGCGUAGCAGCUGUAAUAGCACACGAACUGGCUCAUCAGUGGUUUGGAAAUCUCGUCACAAUGGAGUGGUGGGAUGACUUGUGGCUGAAUGAAGGCUUCGCAAGCUUCGUCGAGUAUAAGGGGGUUAACAAAGUGGAGCCAACAUGGGGAAUGGAUGACCAGUUCGUCAUCACGGAUUCGGAUACGGCAUUCAGUCUCGAUGGGCUAGUGUCUUCUCAUCCAAUCAAAGUCGCUGUCAAUCAUCCGGCAGAAAUCAACGAGAUUUUUGACUCCAUCUCCUACAACAAGGGUUCUUGUAUAUUGCGAAUGCUCGAAGACUUCCUAGGUGAAAACAAAUUCAAGAAAGGUUUGACGAGAUAUCUGAAGAGACAUGCCUAUGGAAACGCCGAGACGGAUGAUCUUUGGAAAGCACUGAAAGAGGAGAGUGGGCAGGAUGUCAAGGGCGUCAUGGACACGUGGACCCUCCAAAUGGGGUACCCUGUGGUGGAUAUCAGGCGGAAGAACAGCUCCCACGUGACUGUAUCCCAGAAGCACUUCCUCUAUGACCCUAACGCUAACGUCAGUGCGUCCAAAUACAAAUCCCCGUUCAACUACCAAUGGGUCAUCCCAUUCACUUACAAAACCAAAGCCAUGCCAAGCGAAAAGAAGAUGUUAAUAAACAAAACAUCAGUUGAUUUGGAGUGGGAUAGCCAGGGCUGGAUGAAGGCAAACUUCGGCCAGCGAGGCUUUUACAGGGUUAAUUACGAUGACUCGAACUGGGAGAGUUUAGUUAAUGAGCUGGAGGCCUCGCACACGACGUUUACUGUAUCCGACCGCGCGGGAAUUUUGAAAGACGCCUUUAACUUAGCACGUGGGAAAAUGUUGAACUACACACAGGCAUUCGAAACCACGCGUUACUUGAACAAAGAGACGGAGUACGUCCCGUGGAGCGCCGCCCUGUCGGAAAUCAACUUUAUCAGUGGUCUACUCUCCCGAUCAAGUCCCGCUUAUAAGUACCUUCAGAGAUAUCUUCAGUACCAAGCUAAGAAGCAAUACGAUGCUCUUGGGUUCAAGGACGCCGGUAGCCACUUGGAAAAGUUCCAGCGAAGUUCAAUAUUGUCAAUAUUCUGCCGAAAUGGUGAGAAGAGCUGCGUCGGGAAUACUACUGAGAUGUUCAAAAAAUGGAUGGAAGAUCCAGAGAAAAAUCCGGUGCCAUCGAACUUCCGUAAUCUUGUGUACUACUAUGGCGUUGCGAAUGGCGGCGUGAGGGAAUGGGACUUCGUCUACAAACAGUUCAUGAACACUCGAGUUCAGUCAGAGGCUAUUACACUUUUGUACGCGCUUUCGGCGUCGAAAGAGACCUGGAUUAUAGGCCGUUUCUUGGAGUACUCGUUAGACCCUGCGAAGAUUCGCCCCCAAGAUGCCACACGUGUUGUACAAUACGUGGCAAACUACAACCCGAACGGCAGGCUCAUCGCGUGGGACUUUGUACGACUCAACUGGGAUACUUACAAGCAAAGAUAUGGUGGAGGCUUCUUUGCAUUUAGAAAUCUCAUUCUCGGAGUCACGAGUAGUUUCUCCACGGAGUAUGAGCUCAAUUCGCUCCUAAAAUUCAACGAGAAAAAUAAAGACCCAGGCUCCGGAGCGCGGGCCCAGGAGCAGGCCGUGGAACGAGUGAAGGCGAACAUUAAAUGGCUGGCGGAGAACGAAAAGGGCAUCGAGACCUGGAUGCACAAGUUUAUCAAGGACAACAACAUCCCUUGACCUCCCUCCCCCCCCCCCCCCCCCACAAUAGCCAUUGCUGUAGUAUCAUAUAGACUGUUAUAUUUUUUUCCCGACGUUGGCCCGUCUUCUUAACAUUUACACAUUGGUGGUAUCUGCCAUACAUUUAUUUGCCCUAACAAUCUUCCUCCCUUUUCGAUAUUUCUAUGUUUCGAAUUGUUUAAGCAGCCAGUGCAAUUGGACUAUGUACAUAUGCACUAGAACGUUUAAUAUAUUAAUUGUUCAUCAUUGUGUAUUUAGAGUAAUUAUUUGAAGUAGGUUUAUUAAUAUAUUCUUAGUAAACGAUUAGCAUAAGUUCUGUAUGUACAUGGCAUUAGUUGAAUGUUGUAAAGUACAGGCGCAUUUUCUGUAAAUCCAAUGGUUCUGGUUCUAACGUUAUGACUGGGAGAUGCCAGUCUGAUUUUCGUGUGCACAAAAUCUAAUAAAAAAAGUUAUAGCUCUAGCGGCAAACAAA